Molecule: messenger RNA, 1461 nt
Organism: Caenorhabditis remanei
Lineage: Eukaryota; Metazoa; Nematoda; Chromadorea; Rhabditida; Rhabditidae
Exons: 5
Coding region: 1-1461 (486 amino acids)
Molecular function (GO): protein binding
Source: RefSeq, a predicted model, not a curated record
AUGUUUGUGACUCCAGCAAUGAGUAUCUACGAGUCGACAUUUGCUAAAUCGGACAAAACUGAUGCAAUUCUGGUGGUGGAGGGAAAGAAGUUGCAUGUUAAUAAAGCGGUUCUCUCAUUCCAUUCCGAGUACUUUAAGACGCUUUUCAAUGGAGAAUUUAAAGAAAAAUCGAUGCAGGAAAUCCCAAUCAAAGAUGUCAAAUUCGAAGAUUUCGCAGCGACUUUAAGUCUUCUUUAUCCAUGUCCCAUCAAGCCGACAGAAGAAAACGCCGAGAAACUUCUGGAACUUGCCGAACGAUUCCUCAUUCCAUCUGCCAAGUAUUCGUUGGAACUAUUUAUGAAAAUGUGCAAAAUGGAAAAAAUGAACAAGAUUCGAAUUGCUGACAAAUGCAAAUUCAUGGAUUCUCCAAUCGAUCUAUCUGCAUUCGUUCUCUAUAAUCUUCGUCUGUGGGAAUCCGCUGAAACAUCGUAUAAAAAAUAUGAAAAGCUGUGUAAAGCAAUGGGAAAAGAAGCGAUUUCAUAUGAAGAAUAUAAAUAUUGGUUCCAAAUGUUUUAUAAACAAAAAGAAAGAGAUGAUCUCCCGAUUCCAGACAUUCGUUGUUGCAUUCUAUCAGAUGUCAUCAAUGGAAAAACUGCUCAAAAAUCAAUGAAUGACUUGUGUGAUGUAUUCAAAAAUCAUAAAAUCGAUAAGGAAGAUCAUGGUUAUUGGUACAAACGAUUCAAAAAUGGACACUUAUUCAGUCAAGUUACAUUCUCUAAUUUGCCAGAAGAUGUGAUCUCUGAAAUCGCGGGAACGUGUGAUUUGACGUCAUAUUUUCAACUCCGAAACGUGUCACAUAGCCUCCGAAGCAUUGUCGAUCACACAAAACCACCAAUUACACAUAUCAUAGUCGAAUGUGAAGAAAACCAGAUCUCCUUGAAUCUGAACAAUGAAGUGCCAGUGAUUUUUACUGAUCUUAACGACGUGGACCCUCCUUCAGAUUUCCCUGAUCAUUUCUACAAGUUUAAGGACAACGAUUACCAGAAAGUGGCGUUCAACUAUUUGGAAAUAUUGCUGAAAAAUCCUAAACUUCAAUUGGACUAUGUUCAACUUGUAUUUUCCGAUGAUACGCAUAAUAAAAACAAUCAAAUGUUUCGCGAUCUUCUCAACUCUUUGAGUCAUAAAAUCCACGUGAAAGAAUUUCACAUUCAUUUUCUGACGGACAAGGAUAUCAUUACUGUGGUGAAAUGUGUCAAACCUGGAACACUCAAAUCUCUGUUGGUGUUCGAAAACGAAGACGACGAAGAGCUCUCGACUAUUCAUGAAUUGGUUGAAACGGAACAAUGGAGAAAUGCUGAAAUUUUUUUGAGCGGGAAACUUCUAGACACAUCGAUCGAGCAUUUCUUCCAUUUCGACAGGUUUUUAAUCAAUAUUAAAUCGCUUUCGAUGGAAGACGUGAUGAAUUUGACAAGUGUUAGUUAA